Amoebophrya sp. A25 is the source of this 272-nucleotide messenger RNA. The record is from the annotation of a GenBank genome assembly. NCBI's taxonomy places the organism in Eukaryota, Dinophyceae, Syndiniales, Amoebophryaceae.
UGGAAAUAAGUGUACUCAUCUAACCCUUGAAUGAUUUGCAGUAUCAAGAACCAGGACUUUUUCAAGAACCAGUCAUAAUUUUCAUCUGAGUCAAAGAUACUCAAACAAGUCAUGGUGCGUCGUUUUUUUUCGAGGUUCCAUCUCCUCAGCGCACUGCUUUUUGCAGGAGAUUGUGUGUGGAAUGUCGUGGCAGCCGCUACCCCGCCAUCUGCUGCUGGGAGUCAUUCUCCUGCGGACGACUCUGACAACGAGUCCACUUCAUCGUCCUGGCU